This is a messenger RNA of Anolis carolinensis (green anole), 7884 nucleotides long. Its product is annotated as potassium inwardly rectifying channel subfamily J member 12. Gene Ontology annotation, cellular component: plasma membrane. The record is from RefSeq and is a predicted model, not a curated record. The coding region runs from base 1371 to 2696 and encodes 441 amino acids. Gene Ontology annotation, biological process: potassium ion import across plasma membrane; regulation of monoatomic ion transmembrane transport. Gene Ontology annotation, molecular function: inward rectifier potassium channel activity. The transcript is spliced from 2 exons. NCBI's taxonomy places the organism in Eukaryota, Metazoa, Chordata, Lepidosauria, Squamata, Anolidae.
CCAAGUUUGCCCUUUUUUUUUUCAUGUCAGGAGCAACCGGACUUGCUUCUGGAGUGAGAGAAUUGGCCGUCUGCAAGGAUGUUGCCCAGGAGACAUUGCCCGGAUGUUUUUGAUGUUUUACCAUCCUUGUGGGAGGCUUCUCUCAUGUCCUCGCAUGGAGCUGGAGCUGAGAGAGGGAGCUCAUCCGCACUCUCCCCAGGUGGGAUUCGAACCUGGCAGCCUUCAGGUCAGCAACCCAACCUUCAAGUCACAAGGCUUUUAUCCCCUAGGCCACCGGAGGCUCCAAAUUUGCCCAUGCCUGGUGUAGACUCAUAUCAUCCAGUUCAAAGCAGAUAAUCUGGACGACCUGCUUGGAGAAUCUGGAUGAGAGGGGCCAUAGUUCACCAGCAACUUUGAAGGCGGAUGAGGCGGAAGUGUGCGGAGAGAGCAGAAGGAAGAGUUUAGCGUGGGGAGAAAGAGGAGAAAAGAUAGAAUAGGGGGGACAAAUGAGGAAUGGAUAUGUCGAAUGGCCUCAUGUGCCUGCGAUGUGCUUGGGAAGCUGCUGUUCUUGAGCGCGGCAGUAGGAGGGAGUGCAGUGCAAUGUGUGAUGCGAGAGAGAGAGAGAGAGAGAGAGAGAGAGAGGGAUCUGGAUGGGUCUGACUGUUGCCUGUGUGACAUUCCUUCUCCCCGGAUGAGACAGACGGCGCUCCUGAACUGCACUCCACCGCAGCAGCAGCAGCAGCAGCAUCACCACCACCUUGGGUUCACGUUGGAUCAAAUAGCCGAAGAAGCAGCCGGGGGUCAGACAACUAACACAACAGGAGAAGCAGAGAGACCAAGAAAGUGGCCACAACUCCCACAGCGGUGUCCGGCACCUUCCUCUGGAGACUGAAAGCCAGGAUUAGAGUGGGAUCCAAAGCACGAAGACGCCUUUUUUCCUGGGUGGGAGUGGGGAAGGCAAAGGAUGGCUCUGUGGGCCUCUCCCAAACCCCUCUUGAGCCCUUUGGGGUGAACCAAAGAAGGGCAAAGAGUCGGGCACCUGGACGCACCCGGGCCCUUUCCAAGACCCUGCAUAAGGUAUAAGGAAGGAAUAAAACAAGGCUGGGAUAUAUUUUUUUGGUCCACGAUGAAGCAGUGGGUUCUCCUCCGAAGGGUCUUAUGGGACACGGAAGGAGAACUAAGCGCCGCAACUCUGUUGGGAAUUACGCGGGGAAUCAAGGAGUCGGUGGGGUCAAAGGAGUGAGAGAAACUCUCCUUGGAUUCUGUCUGGAGGAAGUCUUCCAGGCUCCGAAGAUCACUUGUCCGUGGCAGUCCUACUUGGAGGAAGGGAAAGCGGAUCUCCGAGCAGGAUCCCGAGACCUUCCCGCCCGGCUCUGCUCCGCGUCCCAGGGAUGAGUGCCGGCCGCGUCAACCCGUACAGCAUCGUAUCCUCCGAGGAAGACGGGUUGACGUUGACCACCAUGCCUGGGGUGAAUGGCUUUGGCAACGGGAAGAUCCACACGCGGAGGAAAUGCCGGAACCGCUUUGUUAAGAAGAACGGCCAGUGCAACGUGGAGUUCACCAACAUGGACGACAAACCCCAGCGGUACAUCGCGGACAUGUUCACCACGUGCGUGGACAUCCGCUGGAGAUACAUGCUGCUGCUCUUCUCGCUGGCCUUCCUGGUGUCUUGGCUGUUGUUUGGCCUUGUAUUCUGGCUCAUCGCCCUGGUCCACGGCGACAUCGAGAAGCCGACCAAGGACGAGACCUUCACGCCUUGCCUCCUCCAGGUGAACGGCUUCGUGGCCGCUUUCUUGUUCUCCAUCGAGACGCAGACCACCAUCGGCUACGGCUUCCGCUGCGUGACGGAGGAGUGCCCGCUGGCCGUCUUCAUGGUGGUCCUCCAGUCCAUCGUGGGCUGCAUCAUCGACUCGUUCAUGAUCGGGGCCAUCAUGGCCAAGAUGGCGAGGCCCAAGAAGCGGGCCGAAACCUUGCUCUUCAGCCACCACGCCGUCAUCGCCAUGCGCGACGGGAAGCUCUGCCUGAUGUGGCGGGUGGGCAACCUCCGCAAGAGCCACAUCGUGGAAGCCCACGUCCGGGCCCAGCUCAUCAAGUCCCGCGUCACCGAGGAGGGCGAGUACAUCCCGCUCGACCAAAUCGACAUCGAUGUCGGGUUCGACAAAGGCCUGGACCGCAUUUUCCUGGUGUCCCCGCUCACCAUCCUCCACGAGAUCGGCGAAGAGAGCCCGCUCUUCGGGAUCAGCCGGCAGGACCUGGAGACGGACGAUUUCGAGAUCGUGGUCAUCCUGGAAGGCAUGGUGGAAGCCACGGCCAUGACCACGCAGGCGCGGAGCUCGUACUUGUCCAGCGAGAUCCUCUGGGGCCACCGCUUCGAGCCCGUCUUGUUUGAGGAGAAGAACCAAUACAAAGUGGACUAUUCCCACUUCCACAAGACCUACGAGGUGCCGUCCACGCCCUGUUGCAGUGCCAAGGACUUGUUGGAAAACAAGUUCCUCCUCCCGGGCACCAACUCUUUCUGUUACGAGAACGAGCUCGCCUUCAUUAGCCGCGACGAGGAGGAGGACGAGGACGAGGAGGAGGAGGAGGAAGAGGAAGAGGAAGACGACGACAGCAGGGCUUUGGACGACCCGGGUUCGGACAACCCGCCCGAGUUCAACCGGCUUCAGGCCACUGUGGCUCUGGACCAGCGGUCCUACAGAAGAGAGUCAGAAAUAUGACCCUGGACUCUCUUGGUUUCUUCCCUGCACUAAAACACACAAAAAACAAAACCCAAUCCAAAUUAUGCAGAACAAUGCAAGUGCCAUAGGAAUGCCUGAGAAUGUGUGUGGUGUGUAAGGGUGUGCACUGGUUGUUUUUUUAGACAUCGCAAUAACUACUGAAGGGCAUGGGUUGGGAGAAAGAACCCAUUGCCAGCCUCAACGGGCACGUCUGCACUGUAGAAUUAAUGCAGUUUGGCACCACUUUAAGGAAUGUGGAAUCAGGGGAGUUUUAGUUUCGCACGCUUCCGCAUUGGAAACCACCCUGAGUCCCUUGAGGACAAAUAAAGUUUUAUUUAUUAUUAUUAUUAUUAUUAUUAUUAUUAUUAUUAUUAUCUGGAAACCGCUCUGAAUCCCUUGAGGACAAAUAAAUUAUUAUUAUUAUUAUCAUCAUCAUCAUCAUCAUCAUCUGGAAACCGCCCUGAGUCCCUUGAGGACAAAUAAAUUAUUAUUAUUAUUAUCAUCAUCAUCAUCUGGAAACCGCCCUGAGUCCCUUGAGGACAAAUAAAUUAUCAUCAUCAUCAUCAUCAUCAUCAUCAUCAUCAUCAUCAUCAUCUGGAAACCGCCCUGAGUCCCUUGAGGACAAAUAAAGUUUUAUUAUUAUUAUUAUUAUUAUUAUUAUUAUUAUCAUCAUCAUCAUCAUCAUCAUCAUCAUCAUUAUCAUCAUCAUCUUCGGAAAGGAAAGCUGAAACCUUGUAAGCCUACAAUUCCCAAUCACAAUUAUCUAUCGUAUCAGAAGCAAACCGAGGAUACAGUUGCAAUGUAUUUAAAAACACAAACAAAGUUUUAAAAAACUAAAUUAUACUAAAUGUCCUUUGAUCAGUAGCGGGCCACUGGGUGUGCAGUGGGGGGUACAAAAUAAAGUUGUUAUUAUUAUUAUUAUUAUUAUUAUUUGGUCAUUCCACCACUAAGAUCACUCCUGGACCUUUGGUCGUUUCUGUUGCCAAACUGGAUUCGUUCCCCAAUGUAGACGCACCCAAAAUGUGGUGAACAUCCAAAUAGCAGUGUUUAUAACAGGCAAACUUGAGCCUUUUCUCCAGGUGUUUUGGACUCCAACUCCCAUCAUUCCUCACAGCCUCAGGACCCUUCCUUUUCCCCCGCAGCCGCUUAAGCGGCUGCGGGGGGAAAGGAAAGGGCCUGAGGCUGUGAGGAAUGAUGGGAGUUGGAGUCCAAAACACCUGGAAGGCCCAAGGUUGCUCAUAGAAUGAACCAGGUUCCAACAGCAAGAACUGAAGAAGUUAAUAAUAUAAAUAGACUCAAUCCUGCCAAGAAAAGGAAUCGACUUGUAUGCCGAGCGAGAAAGAAAACCCAUUAUCCCCUUUCUUUAUCCGUAACGAGGGCACUAGAUAGGCUCAAAGGGAGAAGUGCAUUUGGAAAGCAAAACCAUGUGUGAAUGCGUGAUUUUUUAUUUUUUAAAAAAGAACCGAACAAGUUAUAAUAUAAAUAGACUCAAUACUGCCAAGAAAGGUGAUUCUGUUGCACUAGAUCAACACUUGAAGUCCGACGGUACUUUUUCUGUUUUUCCAAUGGAAGGAAAGGGAAAGGGCGUGUUUUUAAUGAUUUGUUUUACCAAAAAUGUUCUAUGUGGUUAUUACUUCAAACGCAGCGGGAACGGCAUAGCAAUCGGAGCCAUAUAUUUACUCGGAGGAAGGUCCAAUCUUAUAUAGCCCGAAGAGGGUGAAUGACGUUUCUCCCACAUCUAUGGCAGGCAUCCUCAGAGGUUGUGAGGUCUGGGUUGCCGUGAGCUUUCUGGGCUGUCUGGCCAUGCUCCAGAAGCAUUCUCUCCUGACGUUUCUCCCACAUCUAUGGAAGGCAUCCUCAGAGGUUGUGAGGUCUGGGUUGCCGUGAGCUUUCUGGGCUGUCUGGCCAUGCUCCAGAAGCAUUCUCUCCUGACGUUUCUCCCACAUCUAUGGAAGGCAUCCUCAGAGGUUGUGAGGGCUGGGUUGCCGUGAGCUUUCUGGGCUGUCUGGCCAUGCUCCAGAAGCAUUCUCUCCUGACGUUUCUCCCACAUCUAUGGCAGGCAUCCUCAGAGGUUGUGAGGGCUGGGUUGCUGUGAGCUUUCUGGGCUGUCUGACCAUGCUCCAGAAGCAUUCUCUCCUGACGUUUCUCCCACAACUAUGGCAGGCAUCCUCAGAGGUUGUGAGGGCUGGGUUGCUGUGAGCUUUCUGGGCUGUCUGGCCAUGCUCCAGAAGCUUUCUCUCCUGACGUUUCUCCCACAUCUAUGGCAGGCAUUCUCAGAGGUUGUGAGGGCUGGGUUGCCGUGAGCUUUCUGGGCUGUCUGGCCAUGCUCCGGAAGCAUUCUCUCCUGAUGUUUCACCCACAUCUAUGGAAGGCAUCCUCAGAGGUUGUAAGGUCUGGGUUGCCGUGAGCUUUCUGGGCUGUCUGGCCAUGCUCCAGAAGCUUUCUCUCCUGACGUUUCUCCCACAUCUAUGGCAGGCAUUCUCAGAGGUUGUGAGGGCUGGGUUGCCGUGAGCUUUCUGGGCUGUCUGGCCAUGCUCCGGAAGCAUUCUCUCCUGACGUUUCUCCCACAUCUAUGGAAGGCAUCCUCAGAGGUUGUGAGGGCUGGGUUGCUGUGAGCUUUCUGGGCUGUCUGGCCAUGCUCCGGAAGCAUUCUCUCCUGAUGUUUCACCCACGUCUAUGGGAGGCAUCAGGUUGUGAGGUCUGGGUUGCCGUGAGCUUUCUGGGCUGUCUGGCCAUGCUCCAGAAGCAUUCUCUCCUGACGUUUCACCCACAUCUAUGGCAGCCAUCCUCAGAGGUUGUGAGGUCUGUUGGAAACAAGGCAAGUGGGGUUUAUACCCCAGGGUGGGAGAAAGAAAGAACCCUUGUCUGUUGGAGGCAAGUGUGAAUGGUGCAACUGGCCACCUUGAUUAGCAUUGGAUAGCCUUGCAGCUUCAAAGCUUGGCUGCUUCCUGGGAGGUGUUAGCUGGCCCUAGUUGUUUCUUGUCUGGAAUUCCCCUGUUUUUUUUUUUUAGUGUUGUUCUUUAUUUACUGUCCUGAUUUUAGAGGUUUUUUAAAUACUGGUGGCCAGAUUUCGUUCAUUUUCAUGGUUCCCUCCUUUCUGUUGAAAUUGCCCACACACACACACACAUAUAUAUAUAUAUACCCCAUUGUUUUCUUGAAAGCGUUCUCAAUCCCUUGCCGUCACAUUCAUCGCAUCCUUGGUUUUAGCCUUAAAGAGUGCAUCCAACUGAAGUGUCCGCUCACAAGACAAUUAUUAUUCCCUCCUUCGGGCUCGUUUCAAGGACGGGUGGGAACGCAUCCGUGAAGUGUGCCCGAAGUGUCCUGGGAUGGGAAAUACGUCAAUGAGAUGAGGUGUGUCCCGUUCACCAAAGCAUCCUUCUUAGCAAAAAGAGAGGCCUGGAAAAUGAAAUUUAAUUUAUAUUUUUUAGUAUCCUAAUUUGCUGGGGUCCACUUGGGCUGUGCCUUAGGGGAAGGGAGAGCGGAAGAGGCGCGUUGUCCCGUCCGCUUCGUUGGCACCAAAGUCCUUUCACUUCCUUCCGAAAAAGCCAUGCUGUCGAUCCACGGCCUCUCCUUCCGAGUAACGCUCUGUUCUUCCCUUUCCUCCCCAUCCAUCUGGAUGGAAGCAUGUGACCGAAACCACCGAGCGGAUCCCAAGCAAUAAGCACAUAUUGCAAGCAAACAGGAUCGAUCGCCUUCAACCCCAUCCCGGCCCCGAGAUGUUAUUGCAAAAGUCCCAACAUUAAACGGAAAAGGUUGAAUGUGCCUGGGAGCCAAGAAUGGCGCGAGUCGAAGGACAUCAGAUGUUCCUUGACAGCUUGUAAAGAGGAGAGAGGAAGGGGAAAGAGGCUAAAAUUAGACUCCGGUCUCGUGUGCCCUUCGGUUGCCUACCGGCUGUUGGGAAUGAUGGGAGUUGAAGUCCCAACCUUCCAAGUUUGCCCAGGCCUGUCAUAAAGUGACACCGCCCAUUAAACUACAUUAAUUCUAUUUAUUUAUUUACAGUAUUUAUAUUCCGCCCUUCUCACCCCGAAGGGGACUCAGGGCAGAUUACAAUGAACACAUAUAUGGCAAACAUUCAAUGCCAACAGACAAACAACAUUCAGUUUUAGACAGACACAGAGGCAUUUUAACAUCUUUCCAGCUUCACGAUUCCGGCCACAGGGGAGCUGUUGCUUCACCGUCCAUUGGUGGCUGUUCUUCCUCAUUCUUUUCCUCGUGAGCAGUUUUAUGGUGUUGUAGAUUAGUUAAAUUAGCCUCCCGCAUAAAGCGUACCUAAAUUUUCCCUACUUGACAGAUGCAACUGUCUUUCAAGGCUGCUAGGUCAACAGCAAGCCGGGGCUAUUUUUUUUAAUGGUCGGAGGCUUAACCCGACCCGGGCUUCGAACUCCUGACCUCUCGGUCAGUAGUGAUUUAUAGCAGCUGGUUACGAGCCAGCUGCGCCACAGCCCGGCCCCUACAUCUACCGUGUAGAUGCGCCACUGGGUAGGGAAACCUGGCCCCUUGGAUCACCCCCAUCAGCAUGUGUGAUGAUUGUGGAUGAUGGGAGUUAUGCUCUAACCAUAUAUGACUGUAGUAGCUAUGGGGCAUUCUGGAAGUUGCGAUCCAAAACAUCAACUUCUCCAUCCAACUUUAGAAGCCUUUGUAUUUGGAGCCCUUGGAAGGCUUCUCAUUCAAUCCAAAGACAGAAGUGGAUUCAAACCUAUUUAUUUUUGGUCUUAUUUUAUUUCAUUCUCAAGAGCUUAUGAUGCUGGUUGUACGUGUGGGUGAAUCACGGUCGCAGGAGAAAGCGUACCUCCGGGAAAGACAAUUUCUAAAUGUAUCUCGCAGUAAAUAUUUGUACAAAGGAGAGAGGAAAGAGAAGAUUCUUUGAAGUAAUGAUCGCUUUUUAAACGAUAACGAUACAAUUGUACAGUCCGGUCUCAGAGACUAGAAGAAUCUAUAUAUAUAUAUAUAUAUAUAUACACACACACAGGUAUUUUCUAAGGACUACCGGCGUAGAUCGACCUGAGCUAAUUUGUAGGUAAGCCACGCAGAAAUAGCCCACGUCCGUAUCUUUUACUCCCUUCGUAGUCCUGCUCCGCGGCCUCUCCAUCCGGAGAAUGAUGUUAUAUAUACAAUGUAUAGCUCUAGAAACUGAAUGUGCUGUUAUAUAAUGUAUAAUAAUAUAUAUAAUAUAUAUAUUUUUGGCCUA